Molecule: messenger RNA, 8379 nt
Organism: Lytechinus pictus (painted urchin)
Lineage: Eukaryota; Metazoa; Echinodermata; Echinoidea; Temnopleuroida; Toxopneustidae
Product: neurogenic locus notch homolog protein 1-like
Exons: 50
Coding region: 475-6642 (2055 amino acids)
Biological process (GO): Notch signaling pathway
Molecular function (GO): calcium ion binding; Notch binding
Source: RefSeq, a predicted model, not a curated record
GAACAUAAUAUGCAAUGAGAGGAGAAAACAGUGUCUAGGAAGGGUGUGUACUCAACUGGUAGCAAACAGGAGCCACUGUGGUUGGGACAAUGAAAUCGGUGCAAUUGUCUCGAUGGGUGUAGUGAUUUAAGGGUUAAUAUCGGCGUUGAGGGUUCAGGAGAAGAUACCAGUACCACGCCUAUAUGGUUUGCGAUUGACUGUUUAGUAGAGACCUGAAAACCAGUGUUGGUUACACAACUCCAUCGUACCUGUUUUUGAAACCUCUUUCUCGACCAAAAGGAGCAAGUACUGGAUUACUAAAUACAUGCCUUGGGAUUCCAACUUGAGACUACUGUUUGCAUCUCUGUAAUAAUUAUCCGGUUGAUACAAUUUUUUCUAUCUUGCAAGAGUUAAAAACUCAAUUUAGCAGAUCGUAAAGGCGACGCCAUUUUCGCAUUUUCCCACCACGGGACUCUUAUAGGAGGGGCAAUCAUUAUGGGGAAACUUAACAUGGCCGAGAUGAAAUUGAUUUUAGUGAUUUCCUGCUUCAUGCUGCCAUUGGUAGCAUCGCAAGGUUGUACGUCUGACUUUUGUUCUUUUGGUGGAACAUGCCUGGAGAGACCAUUUGAGGACAACCCGCUGUGCAUAUGCCCACAAGGGUUUCAUGGAUCAACUUGUUCUCAAUUCCAACAAGGGACAUGUGAUGGUCAAUUUCCUGGGGAAUAUACCAUUAACCAGACAAGUGGAACGCUGCUAUCACCGAACUUUCCGAACCAGUAUCCGAAUAAUUCUUACUGUUCAUACUUUGUCGUCUUCCCCGGAGCUCAACAAAUCCGAUUGAUUUUCAACGUUAUCGACGUCGAAACAAUUAAAGAUGACGUCAUCAUAGGUGCUGGUCAGACACUUUCUUUUUCUGAACAAGAUUACUUGAGAAUAUUUAGCGGCGAAUAUUUUGAUGAACCUGAUGAGACGAUUCCAUCUGACGUUGUAUGGGUGUGGUUCAUCUCCGACAAAACAGACCCAGGCGCACCUUAUAAAGGAUAUAAUAUUUCGUUCUUGGUUGAUCUUGACGAAUGUCUAUUCAACAGCGAUAUCUGCCCACCUGGAUCUACCUGUGAGGAUUUGGAAUUUUCUUAUCGAUGUAAUGAUAUCGACGAGUGUCAAUCCGAUCCCUGUAUAAACGGCGGUACUUGCAAUAAUCUAGACAAUGCAUUCAGAUGUGAUUGCCCAUCCGGCUACUCUGGUGAACGAUGUCAGACAGUUAUUGAUCCGUGUCUUAGCAAUCCUUGUGUGGCCAGCAAUACAGUUACUUGUCUCAACCAGGUUACAAGCUACCAAUGCGUAUGUGUUCCUGGUUACACUGAUGUCAAUUGCCAGACUGAAAUCGACGAGUGCGGUUCUAGUCCAUGCCAAAACGGCGCCAUUUGCACAGACCUUAUCAAUUCCUAUGAAUGUCAGUGCGCCGCUGGGUACACUGGGCCCACCUGCAGUAUAAAUAUUAACGACUGCAACCCAAAUCCUUGCCAAAAUGGAGGCUUAUGUACGGACAUGGUCAAUGGUUACUCUUGCCAAUGUAAUAUCGGAUUUACAGGAACAAACUGCGGAACAAAUAUCAACGACUGUGUGCCGAACCCAUGUCAGAAUGGAGCAGCGUGUGUGGAUCUUGUUAAUGGGUUUGUCUGUAACUGUGUUCCUGGAUAUACUGGAAAUACAUGUAAUAUAAAUAUCAACGAGUGCAUCCCAGAUCCUUGUGUUAACGGACAAUGUGAAGACUUGAUUAACGGUUACCGGUGUACAUGCGACCCAGGAUAUACGGGUGUGAAUUGCGACAUAAAUAUCAACGAGUGCUCCCCAGAUCCUUGUGUUAACGGACAAUGUGCAGACUUAAUCGAUAGUUACCAGUGCACAUGCGACCCAGGAUAUACUGGUGUGAAUUGCGUCAUAAAUAUCAACGACUGUUUGCCUGAUCCAUGCGUUAAUGGUGCUUGUACAGACUUGGUCAACGGAUACAGAUGCACGUGUAUUUCUGGUUAUACCGGAGAGAAUUGUGACAUCAAUAUUAAUGAGUGCCAGUCUGCUCCAUGUAUGAAUGGCGGUAUGUGUGUAGACCUGGUGAGCAUGUAUAGGUGUGACUGUCUGGAUGGAUUUACAGGAGUUCACUGUGGCACAAAUAUUGAUGACUGUACUCCCAACACUUGCAGUAAUGGAGGAACUUGUCUGGAUCAAAUAAAUGGGUUCAUCUGCGACUGUCCUCAAGGAUUUCAAGGACUUCGUUGUGAAAUUAAUAUUGAUGACUGUCUGCCUAAUAGUUGCAACAAUCAAGGAAACUGCAAUGACGAUGUCAACGGAUUUUCUUGCACCUGUUUUGCUGGUUGGACUGGAGCCCUUUGCCUGAUAUCCGUGGAUGAUUGCGUCCCCCAACCCUGUCUAAAUGGUGGUUCAUGUGUAGAUGGCCAUGUAUCCUAUACAUGCAACUGUUUGCCUGGCUACUCUGGAACUACUUGUGAAAUAAAUGACAACGAGUGUGCUAGUAAUCCAUGCCGAAAUAACGGAGCCUGUACAGAUGGCAUCAAUUCAUACACAUGUUCCUGUCUCCCUGGAUAUACCGGUGUUAAUUGUCAAAUCAACAUCGAUGAGUGCCAACCAAAUCCUUGCCUCAAUGGAGGAAAUUGCAUUGAUGAAGUCAAUGGCUUUAGAUGUUCUUGCACUGCUGGAUGGACAGGGGUGGUGUGUAAUGAAGAUAUCGACGAAUGUGCGUCCGGGCCAUGCGUGAAUGGAGCAACUUGUCAGAAUGGACAGAAUAUGUUCACUUGUAUUUGCGCCCCUGGCUACACAGGAACUAUAUGCUCGCAAGAUAUCGACGAAUGCGUAGUAAAUAAUAAUCCAUGUGGCUCGUUUGGGUUUUGUAACAACGGCAGAAAUGUCUACACCUGCACCUGCAUUCCCGGAUAUACUGGAGUCCAUUGCGACAUUGAAAUUGACCUGUGUAUAAACGAUCCAUGUUCUAGCAGCUCGACCUGUGUUAACUUCAGGACUUACUACGAAUGCCAAUGUGCUCCUGGCUACGAGGGCGCCAACUGCGAUAUAAAUAUCAAUGACUGUAUUGGAGAACCUUGUAAUUUUGGUGUAUGUCAGGAUCUGGUUAAUGAUUACAACUGUAUUUGUGAUGCUGGCUGGACAGGCAGAAACUGUGAAAUAAAUAUCGACGAAUGUGCAAGUGAUCCUUGCUUAAAUGGAGGAAUAUGCAGAGAUAAAGUUAACGGGUUUGAAUGCAUCUGCACCACUGCAUAUGAAGGCGUGAUCUGCGGAGACGAGGUCAACCCAUGUAUAUCUAAUCCUUGCUUAAACGGAGGAGCCUGCAACGAUCUGGACACUUACUUUACAUGUGAUUGUGUUGCGGGCUAUAGUGCAUUCGACUGCUCAGUAGACAUAAACGAAUGUUCCAGUGGUCCUUGCCGGAAUGGAGCUCAAUGUACUGAUCUUGUUGCUGACUACAGGUGCACCUGUCUACCAGGAUACUCUGGAAAACAGUGUGGAGAGGAUAUCAAUGAGUGUUUGUCUAGGCCUUGUCAGAAUGGUGGGGAAUGUGUGGAUCAAGUCAAUUCUUUUGUUUGCCGCUGUCGACCAGGCUAUACUGAUAAUUUGUGCCAAACAAAUAUUAAUGAAUGUGCCAGUAGCCCAUGUUUGAAUGGUGGUACCUGCCGUGAUCAGAUCAAUAAGUAUGUCUGCGACUGCCCAGUGGAAUGGACUGGAGACCGUUGUGAGAUAAGUGCCCGAUUUUGUUUCAGUGCACCCUGCCAAAAUGGGGGAACAUGUAAGGAGGGCGAGGAUGACUUCAGUUGCAUUUGUGCACAGGGCUGGACUGGCGAUAUUUGUACUGAAGAUAUUGACGAAUGUCUAAUUUUGGAUUCACCAUGCUUUAAUGGAGGGACGUGUAUCAAUGGACCCAAUGUGAAUGAGUUCACUUGUUUCUGUACUUCGGCUUGGACAGGCGACAGAUGUGAAAUCAACGUCGACGAAUGUCUGAGUAGCCCUUGUAUGAAUGGUGGAUCUUGUACGGACCAAGUUGGUGGCUAUACAUGUGCCUGCCCACCGGCAUGGACUGGACCACGCUGCCUGAUGGAGGUGCAGUUUUGUAUCAGCAACCCCUGUAAAAAUGGUGGGACCUGUACAGAUGAGAAUAAUGGCUAUAGGUGCACCUGUGCUGCUGGAUACCAAGGAAUUCGGUGUGGAGUUGAGAUUGAUGAGUGCUUAACCACUGUACAACCAUGUAACUCCAAUGGUGUCUGCAAUGAUAUGGUGAAUGACUUCUCCUGCACAUGUUUCAGUGGAUGGACAGGCAGUCGCUGCCAAAUCAAUAUCGAUGAGUGUGCAAGUUUGCCUUGUCUGAACGGUGGACAGUGCCAGGACAGAGAGAAUUUCUUCGAAUGUGUUUGUCCAACUGGUUAUAGCGGUGUCUUAUGUGAAAUCAAUGAUGACAACUGCAAUCCAGUCAAUCCUUGUCAGAAUGGUGGGAUUUGUAUGGAUGAAGUCAAUGGAUUUACCUGUCAAUGUGCUACUGGAUUCACAGGCACUACAUGUGCAACAAACAUUGAUGAUUGUUUAUUGAGCAGUGGAACAUCCAAUCCAUGUCUGAAUGGUGGAGUGUGUUUCGAUGGCAUUAAUACAUUCACUUGCCUCUGCCUUACUGGGUAUACCGGAGCUCUCUGUGACAUCAUAAUUGAUACAUGCAAUCCGAACCCGUGUAUGAAUGGUGCUGCAUGCACUCCUGAUAUCAAUAGUUUCACCUGUACUUGCAUACCUGGAUAUAGAGGAACGUUAUGUGAGAUAGAUAUUGAUGAAUGCUCAAGCAACCCUUGUUUAAAUGGAGGACAAUGUACUGAUGGCGUUAACAUGUUCCUCUGCUCCUGUCCUUCUGGGUGGACUGGUCCAAGAUGUGAAAUUGAAGGGCCAUGUAGCGCCAACUACUCUCUGACCGAUAUUACCACGACCAUCGACAUCGUCUCGCCCAAUUAUCCCGCCAACUACCCCAACAAUGAGGAGUGUCUUUGGUUCAUCUCUGCUCCCAACGGCAAGCAUAUAAAUGUCGAGGUGAUCUAUUUCAACACCGAGCGCCUGUACGAUAUUGUCACUGUCGGGAACCUGUUGAAUAUCAAUGACCUGGGGUCAGCCAUAAUCGAUACAUCAGGGAACAUGGAGCAGACCGGGACUGAGAGACCACCUCCUUUCCUAUCUACAGGAGAGGUUGUCUGGGCCAGGUUUGUCUCUGAUGGCUCAAAGACCGAGGAUGGCUUCACUAUACGCUUUUCUCUAAGAGACGAUGCAGAUUUGAUAGAUGAGUGCCAGGCCAGCAGUACAGGACCCUGUAUGAAUGGGGGUACUUGUAUCAAUUCUUUGGGUUCUUACACUUGUCAGUGUGACCGCUACUUUACUGGCUCCAACUGUGAAAUUGAAAUAGAGAUAAACUUUUGUGCAAGUGACCCAUGCCCAGCUGGUACCCACUGUGAAAGUGGAGAUGGUUCUUUUGUCUGUCUCUGUUCAUCAGACAUCGAAGAUGAUCUCUGUGAAAUUAUUGUUGUUGAUGAAAGAGCUCCUUGUGAUUCGUCACCCUGUGCAAACGGAGGUACAUGCAUGGAAUCCGGAUCGGGUUAUACCUGUGAAUGCACACCUCAAUGGACAGGCGUAUCCUGCAACAUUGAUAUUGAUGAGUGUAACAGUUCUCCUUGUGUAAAUGGAGGCACUUGUAUAAACCUGAGUGGUGCUUUUGAGUGUCGGUGCUGUGAUUCGCUCUUCUCUGGGGUUCUUUGUGAAAUCGUUAUUGCUGAUACUGUCUGUGAUUCCGAUCCAUGCAUGAAUGAUGGAGUAUGCAUGCGCCCUGAAGGGGAUACAACGGGUCAAUACAUCUGCCAGUGUAGGCCGGGCUACAUCGGGGCUAACUGUGAAGAUGAGAUUGACGAGUGUGCCAGUAACCCAUGUCUCAACGGAUAUGAAUGCACUGAUCUGGUUGAUGGCUUUGAAUGUAACUGCCUUGAGAACAUGGGAAGAACAUGCCGUGGAACUAACUGCCUCCCACUACCAUGCCGAAAUGGGGGUACUUGCCGUGAACUCGUGGGGGAUUUCUUAUGCACAUGCGCAGAUGGAUGGACAGGGAAAAUGUGUACCCUUGUUGAGGGCACUGUCUGUAACUUCAAUGAGAUCAGCAAUUGUCUAAAUGGUGCUACAUGCAUUCAGCAGAAUGGAAGAACAAGAUGUGUGUGCGCGCCUGGAUAUAGCGGAAGUGAUUGUAGCGAUGUAAUUGAAAUCAACAGAUGUGACAGAAGAACGUGUGUAAAUGGAACAUGUAACGACGAAGAAUGUAUUUGUGACCCUGGAUUUGAGGGAACCUACUGUGAAAAGGAUAUUGACGAAUGUCUCAGCAACCCUUGUGAAAAUGGAGGAUCAUGUUUUGAUGGAGUGAACGGUGUUACGUGUGCUUGUGAAGCUGGGUUUUCUGGCGAUCUAUGCCGACAACAGUUUCUAACGGUCCCAACCGAUCCUACUGACAAUUCGCUUGAGCAAGAAUGGGUCGUUGUUUUUGCUGUAUUGGGAACUUUAGCUUUCAUUCUCCUAGUCCUUCUCAUUAUUGGAUGUGUCUACUUCUCUGGAAAGGAGGAUCGAUCUUAAGAUAGCCUUCAUGAUCAUAUCCCUCCCAUAAGUACACUAUGCCUGUACUGCAGUGGUCGUCACACAUUCGGAGUGACUCUCUAAGAGUAACAUUCGCCAUCGCUGCUCGUUUUAAAGAACAUUUUAACUAAAGCUAUCAAAAGGAAUAUUUCAAAAAUUGAAUAAUUUGGAUAGGAUGACUGCUAGCUUAUAUACUUUCAAAUAAUUAUAAAUAUUUAUCAAUAAGCAAAUGCACUUCAGCCAUUCUUGCAGUAGCAGUACUAGUAAUGUAUGGUAUUCCACCUAACAGGAUCUGUAUUAAACAUGAUUUUCCUGAUUGAUAUAAAGAGCAGUAAACGGAAGACAUUAUCUAAAAUAAUGACAUUGUUGGAAAAAAUAUUCAAAGUACAGUAUGAUCAUUAUAUUUAGUCAGUGUAAAGUAUUAAAGAAGAGGCUUCUUGAGAAAUAUUUAAAAUAUUGUAUCUACAAGCCUCUAUAUUAAAGCUUAACAUAACUUUGAUGUCUUACUGCAGUUGUAAAAAUAGUGUGUAUGUAAUAAUAUUGGAAUUCAUUAUCAUAGCUAGCACUACACAUGGAUGUGCCAUACUGACCUUAUGAUGUAUAAAUCUAACUUAGAAUGAUGCUAAUAAUCUUAGAUCAGGAUCAAAUCCACCUAUAAUUUUUGUUUUGAGUCUUAUAAUGUAAGACACCAUUUAAAGAUAAUGUAUGGCAGAUCAGUAAUCAGCAUUUUAAUUCAUGUAUACAGUUCCUUUAUGUACAAAAUAUUAUACGAUGAAUAAAGCUUCAAAUACAAUAUCAGCAGCUUCCACAGGGAGUUGAUUUCAAAUUUGCUUACCCCUUAUGAAAGUUUUUUUGUUCUUUUUUGCAUUCUUGAUAAUGGAUAGUGAAUGAAUUAUGAGGCAAUGUACUAGUAUGGGAAAUAAAGUGCAUUUGAUAUUGAUUGUGCGUUUCGGAUAGCAAGCACCUAAAUAAUAUCAACUUUCUGUGAAAGCUGCCGGUAGAAUUGUUUAAUUGUAUUGGGUUGUUUCUCUAUGUCUAGUAUAGCAACGAAUGAUGAUGUAGAAAAAACUCAAUAAAAUUAUGUUUUAUGCAUUAUGUAAAUAUAUUAAUAUGUGUCCCUCUUUUUCCUAUCUCAAACUGGAUUUCAUUUAUCUCUCUCUCUCAGUCGAAUUAAAAAAAUCGAUGGAAGUAGCUAAAAUAUAAUAGGCAUAUUGUAAAAACUGUUAACCACAAAUCGAUCAAGCAAGAAAAAGUAUUUCAUCAUAAAGAACGACAUCUAUUUUUACAGCAAAAAGAAAAUCCUAUUUCAAAACUUAAUUUUCUAGUUUUUCAAAGAUAGCAAUGCUACAGCUUUUUGUAUUUAUUGUACUUAGCCUAGAUCUACAUUCAGUUUGAUAUGCAGAACGCAACAAAUGAAAAGUUCAAACACUGAUGGUGCCAAAUUUAUUUUGUUUUAUUAAUUAUUUUUUAACGAUAAACUGAAAUAGAAGUACUAAAACAAAAUGUUUAGAUUAUUUUACUAUGCAUUAAGAUCAUAUUCCAGAUUGAGUUAAAACAUAGACUGAAACAUUAAUUAGAGAUGUUUCUCUUGGCUCUGAGGAAUAAUUAAUAUUGCUUUAAUUGAAAAUGAAAUAGUUAUGUUAUGAAAUACCUGUCUUUCAAUUCGUAUUCAUGUUGUUUUAACCUUGAAUGUAUGAUUGAGCUUUGAAAUUGAAUUAAAGUAACUUGUCAACUUUU